Molecule: messenger RNA, 648 nt
Organism: Lathyrus oleraceus (garden pea)
Lineage: Eukaryota; Viridiplantae; Streptophyta; Magnoliopsida; Fabales; Fabaceae
Exons: 3
Coding region: 1-648 (215 amino acids)
Source: RefSeq, a predicted model, not a curated record
AUGAAUUUUGGCAAGUUUACACAUUGUGGUAGUGGCAAGCCUCCCUUGACAUCCAAGAAAAGAAAAAAUCCUCCUGCUACUGUCAUUCUUAUCGAAGAUGAUGAAGAGGAUACUCCUCCUACUCCACUCAAGAAGAAACAGAAGAAGAAUAAGGCCACAGUUGCCCCUUUCCAACCAAAUCAACAACAGGGUGUCGAAACCAACACUCUCCCUCCUCUUCCAAAGAAAACUCCAUCCCAACCUUCUAGUGCUGCAGAACUGGAGCGUAUUGGAAGCAAUGCCUCCGAUCUAGAGGUUCAACAGUUUCAGGACAAAGCCACCACUCCCCUUAUUUCUACUGCCAAUCAAAGCGAUCCUUCGAGCGACAUGAAUCCAUCUCCUCCUCCGACAGUCAGCGGUGCUAUCCGAAACAAAGGCUCUUCGACUGGGGCUCACAAUCUUGAAGAAGAUAACACUCAGAACGAAGAAGAAACCUCUUCCCCUGUUGAAGAUGGUAAAAGGGAUUCGAAGAACGUUGACGAGAAGGACUCAACAGGGAAAGAAAACUCUGAGAGUACUUCUAGUGAUUCUCCCACCAGGGUUGCGUUCCCUUCAAAUGAUGUUGAUGAGGACGAUCAGGAUUCAGACAAAAUUGAGGGGUAUUUUUGA